AUUCUUUUUGACUUGUUCUUUGGCACACAGCUCAAACGCGCAGCGCGUUCGCAGCCCGUUGCGGCGGAUCGAAAUGCAGUCACGUCAAUAACCAUGGCCAGCCACACUACGGAUAACAUCACCACAACCAAUACCGCCGGCAUCGCCAUAGCAGGAUAACUAAUUUUCAAUUCGAGGGACUUUACACAAAUAUACACGGUAGAUCGAGAGAGAGAGAGAGAACGACAACGCAAACAUGUCCUCCAAACGGCACUCCAUGCUCCCCCCGGUAUCCUCGGGCCCCAAACCACCCGUGCAGUUCUCCUCGUCCAUCGUGAUCGCCGACUCGGCCGUGCUGACGGGCACGCACCCGAUCACGAUCCACAGCGAGAGCGUGGUGCACCCGCGCGCCCGGCUCGACUCGCUCGCGGGGCGCGUCACGAUCGGGCGGCGCUGCGUCGUGCACGAGCGGGCGACGGUGGGCGCCGUGGGCGCGUCCGGCCGCGUCACCGAGGCGGCCGUCACGCUGGCCGACUACGUCACCGUCGAGGUCGGCGCGGCCGUGGAGGCGGGCGACACCUUCAUCGGCGAGGGCACCGUCGUUGGCGUCGGGGCCAAGGUCGGGGCGGGGGCUGUGAUUGGAAAGCACUGCACCCUGACUCCGCAUACCGAGAUUGCCGCCGGGGAGGUGGUGCCCGACUUUACCGUGGUGUACUCCAACGGGAUGCGGAGGACGGACAAGCGCGGGGUGGCCGAGCUGAAGAACAAGGGGCUCGCGCGCCAGAUUGAUGUGCUGAGGAGGAUAAUACCCAGUAAUCCGGCCAAGUUUGCUUGAUGUACAUGUUUUUCACCUGUUGCUUUUCCUCUGAUUUUUUUUUUUUCAUUCACUUUAGAAGGAGAUACCCCCAGCCAGCCCCAAUGCGAAAUCAUAUGCUCAUUUUGCCUCGUUUUUUU
Thermothelomyces thermophilus ATCC 42464 is the source of this 933-nucleotide messenger RNA. RefSeq lists its product as uncharacterized. Gene Ontology annotation, molecular function: dynein complex binding. The transcript is spliced from 2 exons. Gene Ontology annotation, cellular component: dynactin complex. Lineage: Eukaryota; Fungi; Ascomycota; Sordariomycetes; Sordariales; Chaetomiaceae. The coding region runs from base 236 to 814 and encodes 192 amino acids. Gene Ontology annotation, biological process: mitotic spindle organization. The record is from RefSeq and is a predicted model, not a curated record.